This is a messenger RNA of Monodelphis domestica (gray short-tailed opossum), 6182 nucleotides long. RefSeq names its product FA complementation group A (gene FANCA). Gene Ontology annotation, cellular component: Fanconi anaemia nuclear complex. Gene Ontology annotation, biological process: interstrand cross-link repair; regulation of regulatory T cell differentiation. The record is from RefSeq and is a predicted model, not a curated record. NCBI's taxonomy places the organism in Eukaryota, Metazoa, Chordata, Mammalia, Didelphimorphia, Didelphidae.
AUGAGCAAACAGCGUGAACGCGGGAAGUAGGCGAGGCGCGCGCGAGCUGCGGGGUCGAGUGUGGAGGGCUCGCUAUGUCUGCCGGGUCGGCGGACUCGCCUCCAGUGCCGGCACCAGGCCGGCGUAGGAGGGCCCUGUCCGAGCUGCUGGUGGGAAGAGUCAAUAAACAAAAAUACAAGCCUGAAAGGGAACAGAAACUCCAGGAAGCAGCUGUGCACCUCCUGAAAUGCUAUCAGAACUUGAACGACCUAUUUCUUGAGGUAGACAGUACACAAUGUAAAAAAACAUUGUGUUUUAGCAAUUUAAGUGACCAUGAAAGCCCUGGAGUGCCAGGUACACAUUCUAAGUCAUUUGUAGUCUCUGCUCUACAGGAACAAGCUUCAAAGAUAGGUGUUCCAGUGGGAAUCCUGUCAGCUCAGACAACUGUCUCCAGCCUCCAGCAGCUAUGCCAGGUUCCAGAGGGAUCCCAGCAGGCUGCUCUACUGAACUUGGAACAGCGGAAGAAAUUAUCCUCCCUGCUAGAUAUUGCCCAAGAUUUAUUGGAACGUGGUCUCUUUUGUCGUUUUUCUUUCUGUCAAGAAAUUUGGAAGGUGCAGAGUUCAUUGGUACUUGAAGCUGUCUGGGAACUUCACUCAAAAAGCAUUAUUGGCAUAGAAGAGCUGCUGGAAAGCCAUUCAGAUUCCCAGAUUGUGGUGGAUUGGUUAUAUAACAACUUGUGCCUUGUGUGUGAACAAAUGGAAAACUCCAACCAGGAAAUGGAAGUUGCUGGGCUUAUAUUUUCUGAUUUCAUGAGAAUUUUUGUUCUGAGGGGAUUUCAGAAAAUACCAGAUCUGAGAAGAAAUGUAGAACUUGAAAAGGUGCCCCAGAUCUGUGUGGCUGUUCUCCAGAAAAUACUGACUUAUAUUCUUAGUGCUCUUGCUACUGAAAUACAAGAAGAAUCAUCUACAUUCAAGGCAGUGAAAUGUUGGUUAAAUAUUUUCAAAUGCUCUGUUUAUGGCAGUAUGGUUCCACCAGAUUCUCUGCAAAGAUUUUUUUCUUACACCUUGACUCAGAUACUUAUUUAUAAUCCUGUUCUAAAAGUGUGUGAUGCCAUUCAAAGGCAGAAGGAUUGGAGCUUUGCAAAAACUUGUCCUUUGCUCACUACCUUAUAUCGAAGGCUGUUUGUAAUUUUUAGCCCCAAAGAGCUGAUUGGGCAUUUGCAAGAAGUCCUGGAAACACAUGAAGUCAACUGGCAGCUUGUGUUGUCUUGUGUAUCUACGCUGGUUGUGUGCUUGGCUGAAGCACAGCAACUUAUUAAAGAUUUGUUGGCCCAUUUGAUGAUUAAAGCUUUUGAGAGUUAUGACUUAGAAAGCAUGAUCACUGCAUUCCUUAUAGCUCGACAGGCUGCUCUGGAGGGACCUUCUGUGUUCAUUCCUUAUGCAGAUUGGUUUAAGGUUUCUUUUGGGAAUGUUAGUGGUUACCAUGGCUGCAGUAAGAAAGCUUUAGUUUUCUUAUUCAAGUUUCUUUCAGACCUAGUACCCUUUGAAGCCCCACAGUACAUGAAGAUUCACAUUCUUCAUCCACCAUUGGUACCAGUAAAAUACCGGUCUUUGCUUAUGGAAUAUAUCACUCUAGCCAAAACUCGACUGGCUGAUCUCAAGGUUGCUAUAGAAGAUAUGGGACUUUAUGAGGAUUUGUCAUCAGCAAGAGAAGCUGUAGAGCCCCACUGCCAGGCAGAACAAGAUGUUGAAAAAGCCAUUCAGGUAUUUGAACACACAGGGAAGAUCCCAGUAACCGUAAUGGAAGCCAGCAUAUUUAGGAAACCCUACUAUGUGUCUCGCUUUCUCCCAGCUCUGCUCAUACCUCGUGUGCUUCCUGAAUCUCCUGAUUCCCGAAUGGUUUUUAUAGAUUCCCUCAGAAGAGCUGAUAAAAUUCCUGCAAAUUUGUAUUCCAACUACCUGCAAGCCUGUUCUGCUGCAGAAGAGAGGCAACUACAAGACCAGGUAGUAAAAAUGGAGACUGAUAAUGCUGGAGAACCACUGGAGCAGUUAAAGGGUGAAUUAGAAGAGUUGAGAAAUUUGAUAAUCGACCCUGCCAAUUAUGAUGCUUUGUCUGCUCAGAUUGCAGUGAUCUCUGAAAAACUGAAAUUUGUUCUGGGGUCCAGUGAUGACAGUGGAAUUGAGAUAUCAAGGAUUCACCUUAACUUCUCUUCUCUAAAACUUGGGCAACAAGAACAGAAAGUCACUGAUGUUUUGCUGACAUCUUUUUGCCAAAACCUAAUAGUUUCUUCCAAAUAUAAUUCACCUGAUAGUCAAGGUUCCUGGCCAUCACUAUUUGUGAAGAUGAUCUGUGGACACAGGCCACUUCUUCCUGCAUUGCUUGCCAGGUUCUGCCAACUUAUUUACCACCAGGGUGAGUGCCUGACUGACAUUCAUGUUUUAGGACUAGCAGUCCUGGCAAUUCACCUAAAUGAGUCAAAGGCUUUUGUUCCAGAAUUGGUUCUUGAAACUUCUGCCUAUGCAAAGACUUGCUCAGUCACAGCAUUCUGGGAAAACCUUCUGACAUAUAGAACCCGAGAUUCUUUUUCUCUUUGCAUAAGAUUUUGUGUUGCAGCAAUUUCUUAUUCUUUGUGCAAAUUUUCCUCCCAGUCACAUGAUGUUUUGUGUAACUGUUUACCUGCAGGCCUCAUUAAAAAGGUACAAUUUGUUGUGCUUCGAAUGUACUUGGAAUCUCGAACAACUUGUCAAGAAGAUUUGGUGGAUCUCCCUUGGAGGAAUUUGUCCUCUCCUUCUGUGGAUUGGAAGAAAGCUGCCCUAUGUUUGUGGAAGCAAAAAAAAUUCCAAGAACUUUUAAAAGAGAGAGAAUGUCAACUAACUUACAAAGAUUGGCUGCUGUUUGAGAUGGAAGUUAAACCUGACAAUGAUAUUCUUUCAGAUGCAGAAAGACAGUAUUUUCAUCAGUGGGCUUUGUAUCAGCAAUACCUUCCAGAAUCUUCUGUGGCUGGAGGCUGUGAUGGAGAUUUGGAAAAAGCAUGCGCAAUUCUUAUUGAGACAGCAGUGGAUUUCUGCCUGAGGCCCAAUAGUUGUCAUCACUUGGACAGUUCAGAAUUGCCCCUUUGUGGCAAUACAGUGAAUCGUGAUGUUCUGUCCAGAUUACAGGAAAUGGUGCUGGAACUGGAGCUGGAAAGGUGGAGGAGCUCAAACACUGGCUCAUCAGAUGAUGAGGGACAUUUCUUGUUCAGAAUUUUUAAAAAAAGGUUACAGACUUUGGGCAAUGGUUCAACUGUUGGGGAAAGACUCUUAAGGCAUCAGGAGCUGCUUGUGUACAAAAGUAUUCUCCUGGGUCUUCCUCCUUCAGUUCUCAUCAGUACCCACCGGGAAGGAUGGCAAAGGUCUUUGCAUUGCAAAGAUUUCUUUCACUUUGUCAACAAAGAAUUGAAAAACAUCUCUCCUAGAGAAUGUGCCCUGGCCCAUGACAUCACCAUCCACUUCUUCAGGGGUCUCCUGAGUGCCUGUCUAAAUUGCAGAGAGCCAUCCAAGGAGGUUAACUUGAUUCUGACUGCUUGUCAAACCCAAUGUCCAAUAAUCCUGUCCUCUGCGGUGUUAUGGUGGUCGAGACUGGAGCCUGUGGUUCAGUGCCAGUGGAAAAGACACUUCCAGACUGCAUUGCCCCAGGAAUUAACAAACAUAGCCACAUGCCGGGAGUUUGCCAGGACUUUUGUAUCCUCUGAAGCAGUGCUUUCCUCCAACUUUUGCACUCCCUGGAUUUCUGCUGCUUCUCUGUAUUUCAUCAUUCAUCAACAAGCAGCCCAAGAAAUCAUGAAAACAACUCUGAAGAAUUUGGAAUGUGAAAGAGAGGAGCUGUUGCUCCCUCUUUUCUUCUUUUCCCUUAUGAGCCUUCUCUCAUCAUAUCUGGCACCAAAUGAUGGAAUGAGUUCCCUGAAACCUUUAAAUAUUUGUGCAGAGGUCCUUGGAUGCUUGGAGAAAAGAAAAAUAUCCUGGUUGGUUCUCUUUCAAUUGACAAAGAAGGAAAAUGUAUCAAAUGGAAGGUAUCAAGUUCUUUUACAUUUGGCCCCAGACCAGUACAUCAGGAUGUUGCCUUUCACCUUCUACAGCCUUGUUGCCUACUUUGAUGAAGAUCUUUUUAACAGAGAGCAAGCCUUUCUGUAUGUUGCUGUUGACAUGUACCUGAAGUUAGUCCAGCUUUUUGUAGCAGGAGAAACCAGUGCAAUUUCAGCCAAAGCUGGCUUCAGCCAAGAGCACUGCAAACAGGUGGAUCCUUUAGAGCUGAUAACAAAAGCUCGGCUAUUUCUGCUGCGUUGGAUACCACGGUGUCCAAAGAGAAGCUUUUCGGGCAUAAUGGAGCUCUUGGCUACCUGUGAAGAGUUUGAUGCAGAGAUGAAAGCUGCCCUUCUGAGUAACCAGCAGUCCCUUGAAGAUGCCGACUUGUACCGUGAACCUCUUCUCUUCUGAAUGGUUUGUGCUGUGCGUGCCCUGUCCUAAGGAUGACUUUUGUUGGUACACAGUUUGGCUAGAGUUCCUGAGCAGUUUUAAGCUGAGAAACAGAAAGACCACUUUCUCACUGGAGAGAGGCAGUGGAAUACCACUGUUCACCAGCCCAGGAUACUUUGUAAAUAAUUUAUUACAAGCAUAACCACGGAGCUCUUGUUACACUAAAAAGUGGAUUACAAAUGUCUUCAAUUGCUUUGGGGCAGGGGUAAUCAAUUAUUUAAGAUCUGAGCAUGAUUCCAAAUCACUCGCUUUUCCAGAAGAAAUGAACCUCUUGUCCUGCCAAAGAGCUACAGUACUGACUUGAGGGGCUGUUCUGUGACUGAGAAUGUGAGGAUACCCUACUUCUACCAAUCCACAGGGGGAAGCAGAUGUUAUACACAUCUACCCAUACCCUUAGAGUGAUUCCAUUCCAUUUAAACAUUGCCCCAUGGGACAUAUGCACAGGCAAAAAAAUUAAAGCAUGGUUAUCUUUGUGUUGGAGCAAGCUGAAACUAUUGCCUUUGAGUCCAGUUGAAUUGGAGAAACUAUUAAAAUUGUUAAAAAUUCUAUUUGAUCAUUUGAUUUGUACAAGGAUGAAUGACUCUUAUCCACACUGAACCUUUCCAGGCUUUCAGGUGGGUUCCUGUUGUGCAACCAGUUCAGGUUUGACAGCCUGACUUUCCAUCGUCCCUGAGGGGUUCAUUAGACCAGUUGGCUGCUCAUUCUGCAGUGGUUUGGCUUUGUCCUGGUUCUGGGUUAGUGGAUGCACCAUGGACAUGUGGACAUUUAGGUUGUGAGCCUUCUCAAACCGCCGGCCACACUGGUCACAGGCAAAUUCCAGCUCAGUCUCCGCUUUAUGUUUGGUCAUGUGGUACUUCAGAGAUGCUCGCUGCCUGCACUGGAACCCACAGAUUUCACAUCUGAGAGACAGGGAGAGAGUGAAGGAUGGAUCUGAUGAGGGGUCUGAACUGCCACUUAAAAAUUAUCCAGACUCGCUAGCUCUUUCAAGGAACAUGAACACAGAUUUAACCUUAGCUAAAAGCUCUUUUUUUUUUUUAAAGAAAACAAAACUACUGUUAAAUUAGCAGCUGCAUGUCUGAAGAGAUGAUAUGAGUAAAUGCAUUUUUCAAAUCAUCACACGUUUCCCCUGUGGUCUCACUGCAGGAAGGGGAAAUAAGAUGAGACCCAUCCCUUUCUCCCCUUAACUAAAAACUGCAGCAUCCUAAAACUAAGUCAUUAGGACUGCCCAAACCACACUUACUGGAGGGGCUUUGCUCCUGAGUGACGCAUCUGGUGAACUGAAAGAUGCUUCCGCUGUUUGAAUGUCUGCCCACAUUCAUCACAGAUAUAAUUCCGUACCUCUGCAAUGCCCAAAAAAAGUGAGAUUCAAAUGCAAUUUCCCUUUCACAGUUUCUAAAUAUAACCAGAGAGAGAAGGCAAACUGUUUCAGUGUCUGUUUUUAUCCUAAUUUCUACUUCCAAGUAAGAUGACUAGUUGAAGAGGAAAAAGAAGUGUUAAUGUCUGCUUCAAAAGCAAUAGGUAAUAGCUACAUGAUUAGAGUGGGGUUUUCCAGGGUAAACUUAACACUGUUUAUAAAGAAGUGAUCAAAAAAAAAAGCCAAGUUUAAGUGAAAGGAAAUGUUGCCAAAUAAAGAUUGCCAGCUCCUUUUUGGGGGUGGGGUGUGUGUGUUAAUAAAAUUAUCUGCUAAUCACA